Eurypyga helias (sunbittern) is the source of this 1840-nucleotide messenger RNA. It is a transcript of the gene SLC2A10, whose product is annotated as solute carrier family 2 (facilitated glucose transporter), member 10. The record is from RefSeq and is a predicted model, not a curated record. Gene Ontology annotation, biological process: transmembrane transport. NCBI's taxonomy places the organism in Eukaryota, Metazoa, Chordata, Aves, Eurypygiformes, Eurypygidae. The annotation marks the transcript as partial. Gene Ontology annotation, cellular component: membrane. Gene Ontology annotation, molecular function: transmembrane transporter activity. The transcript is spliced from 4 exons.
GUCGUGCACUGCUGGUCCUCCUCUUGUCUGCAAUGGUGUCUCUCCUGGGUGGCCUGAUAUUUGGAUAUGAGCUGGGGAUUAUCUCUGGUGCACUGCUGCAGCUGCAGAUAGACUUUCACCUCAGCUGCUUCAUGCAAGAAGUUCUCGUAAGCGCCCUCCUUAUUGGAGCUCUCCUUGCCUCUCUGGCUGGGGGGAUCCUCAUUGACCGCUGUGGACGGAGGAGAGCAAUCCUGGUCAGCAACUUGGUCCUGUUGGUUGGCAGCCUUAUUCUCACACUGACGAGGUCAUUUAUUGGGCUGGUCCUUGGGCGCAUGACCGUGGGUUUUGCCAUCUCUGUCUCAUCCAUGGCCUGCUGCAUCUACGUCUCAGAAAUGGUGGCUGCUCAUCAGCGGGGGCUGCUGGUGUCUCUCUAUGAAGCAGGCAUCACAGUAGGCAUCCUCCUGUCCUAUGCGCUGAAUUACAUCUUUGCGGAUGUGGGUGAGGGAUGGAGGUACAUGUUUGGACUGGCCAUUGCCCCGACGGCCAUGCAGUUCCUCAGCAUCCUCUUCCUCCCAGUGAACCCUGUUAAAUUAAGCUCGUGGGACUCGGACUGCCAGAAGGGCCUCAUUCAGUUGCAGACCACUGAGGACAGAGCAGCAGUAAAGCGGGAGCCCUAUAAGGAGAAGCAGUACUCAUUUCUUGACCUUUUCAGGACCAGAGACAACAUGAGAAGGCGGACUCUGGUGGGCCUGGGACUGGUGCUUUUCCAGCAAUUCACUGGGCAGCCCAAUGUGCUGGGCUACGCCUCCAAAAUCUUCCACUCGGUGGGGUUCCAGAGCAACUCCUCAGCGAUCCUGGCCUCUGUCGGGCUGGGGGCGAUAAAAGUGGUGGCCACGCUUGUCGCAAUGGCCUUUGCGGACAAGGCUGGCAGAAGAGUGCUGCUCAUGGCUGGCUGCGUGGUGAUGGCCAUCUCCGUCACCACCAUUGGCCUCACCAGCCACAUCGCUCCGCUGGCCAUGGCCAGGGACUGCAAGGCAGCCACAGACCCCAAUGCAUCCCACAGCCUGUCCCAGCACUCCCUGAGGCCCCUAUCCUCCCAGCCUGCUGUGUCGCCCAUCCCACCAGGGUUAGGUGCUGUCAAAGGUCAGGCAGGCACUGGUUUUGCUGCCACGAGGAGCCUUACAAAAGUUUUUGCCAGUAGUCAAAGCAGGGAGGUUGUUCCCGAUUCUUCCCUCACUCAGAAAAGGGGCUUGGUGGGUGAGGCCAAAGAAGAGACAGUGGGAAGCACUGGCCCUCCUUUCGGUGGUGCCCCCUGGGCAGAACAUAUGGUCUUAAAUUGGAUUACGCUGCUGAGCAUGAUGGCUUUCGUGAGCGCCUUCUCAGUUGGAUUUGGACCAAUGACCUGGCUGGUCCUCAGUGAGAUCUACCCUGCUGGGAUAAGAGGAAGAGCCUUUGCCUUCUGUAACAGCUUUAACUGGGCUGCUAAUUUACUGAUCAGCCUCUCCUUCCUGGACCUUAUUGAUGCCGUUGGCUUCUCUUGGAUGUUUCUUCUCUAUGGACUGAUGGGAGUCAUGGCCAUUAUAUUCAUCUACCUUUUUGUUCCGGAAACGAAAGGACAGUCCUUAGAGGAAAUAGACCAGCAGUUCUCCAGGAAACGCCUUUAGCGGGUGACCUCUGCUCAGAGACAGUUCUCACCGCACUGCCUUAGACCUAGGGACGUGGCAAUAGCUGUCCUUUGGGUCCUUGGAGGAUCAUAGGUCCCAGGCAAGAAAUGUUCUUCCUUUGAUAUCUUUUAUGGUUUGUACCUCCUAUCAUUUAAGAGAUGAAUGGUUUUGUAUGCAGGAAUUAAAGCACAACUUUU